Dictyostelium discoideum AX4 is the source of this 186-nucleotide messenger RNA. RefSeq lists its product as hypothetical. The record is from RefSeq and is a predicted model, not a curated record. The coding region runs from base 1 to 186 and encodes 61 amino acids. NCBI's taxonomy places the organism in Eukaryota, Evosea, Eumycetozoa, Dictyosteliales, Dictyosteliaceae. The transcript is spliced from 3 exons.
AUGAUGAAUACAUUAAGAUUAAAAGUUUUGGGAUGGGCUACCCUUCAACCAGUCUAUGUUUUCACAUUAGCAGCAGGUAUACCAAUUGCACUUUUACCAUAUGUAAUUUUACCAUUACGUGAAAAGUUUGCAAGUAGAAAACCUCAACCAGAAGCUGAAUUUUUAUUUGAUGGUAAAAAAUAUUAA